AGUUACAUUGGAUAAUUGCAAGGUAUCUUUAAAAUAAGUUAUGCGUCUCCACGCACCUCCUGGCUUUAAUAUGCUUCAUGAAUUCAACUGACCCUUAAGACAGCAGCCGCCUCAGCCUCUCUGCUCCCCCUGUCCGGGGGAAAGCAGCGAGGGAGGGGUGUGACUUCCAGCCAACUGUCGAAAAACUCCGGAGUUUAGAGAUCAGCAAAAGAUGAGGAGCUGCUCUCCUCCACUGAGCGAGCGGGAAGGAAUUAAAGCUCUAAAGCAAAUCUUGAAAUACGGAGAAUUGACGACUCAGCGAUGAAAUGCAUGUGCCUCGGAGUGAGUUUAACUUCCAAGUAAAUCUGAACUGCGAGCAUCCUACGAUCUUGAAGACGGUUGAUCUGCUGACACUGGACUCCCUGCUCACUUCUGACAUCCAGUGUCAGCAGCCGGCGCUUUGAAGAUGAUCAAUUCUCAGAUAUACCGCCACUACAACUACACAGGAAAGCUGGACCACCGGCCUGAUGUUGGCACAAGCCGUGGCUCCGUGGACCCCAAAACCAUCGUGUUCCUGAUCAUAUGCUGCUUCAUCGUCCUGGAGAACCUCACCGUGCUGGUAGCCAUAUGGAGAAACCACAGGUUCCACAACCGCAUGUACUACUUCAUCGGCAACCUGGCGCUGUGUGACCUGCUGGCUGGAGUCGCUUACCUGGUCAACCUGCUAUUGUCAGGAGAAAAGACCCUGCAGCUCUCACCUGCUCUCUGGUUUGUCAGAGAGGGCAGCAUGUUUGUGGCACUCGGUGCAUCCAUUUUCAGUCUCUUGGCUAUUGCUAUAGAGAGACACCUGACUAUGAUCAAAAUGAGGCCUUAUGAUGCCAACAAGAACUACAGAGUGUUUCUGCUCAUAGGGACCUGCUGGCUGAUUGCCAUAUCUCUUGGAGCUUUGCCUAUUCUGGGCUGGAACUGCCUGGACAACCUCCCUGAUUGCUCCAUAGUCCUCCCUCUCUACUCCAAGAAAUAUGUCGCUUUCUGUAUCACAGUUUUUAUGGUUUUGCUCUUAGCCAUGUCAGUCCUUUAUGCCCGAAUCUACAUCCUGGUCAAGUCCAGCAGCCGAAAAGUGAGCAAGCACAGCAACUCUGAGCAUGCCAUGUCCCUGCUGCGCACUGUCAUCAUUGUAGUUGGGGUCUUCAUCGCCUGCUGGACGCCCAUCUUCAUCGUGCUUCUUGUGGAUGUGGCAUGUGGCAAGCGUUGCCCCAUCCUCUACAAGGCUGACUGGUUCAUUGUGGUGGCUGUGCUCAACUCAGCCAUGAAUCCAGUGAUUUACACUCUGGCCAGCCGAGAGAUGAGACGGGCCUUCCUGGGUCUGGUGUGUGGCAUUUGCUACAGGGGGAAGGCUUCUGUAAAUGGCAGUGGGAACAAGCAGUCCCUGGAGCCCAGCCGCAGCAGGAGCAAGUCGUGGAGCAGCCAGAACAACCCCAACCAGAACCAGCAGGGCUCCAGGCAAACAGAGCUAGGGAAGGAGCAGGAGAUGGACACUGCUCAUGGCCAGGUCUCAGUGGUUGCAGGAGGAGCCGCCCAGGCCGUCUCUGAGAGUGACGCAAAAAAGUGAAAGAAGGGAGCCAGUAAGAAGGUGAGGGUGGUCCUAACAUAUGCUCGUGGGCCUGUGCAGUGGUCGCAGAGGACAGAAACGAUGAUGAGUUUCGACUGAUCAAGAAUAAAGGAUUUCUUAAAUGAAGUGUGGACUUCAGGCCUGGCUGCAGGACAGCUGUUUCUCCUUUGUGAUUUAUAUUGAUACAACAGCAUCAUCCACAAUCAGAGAACUCACAUCUGACAUUAGAUUGAUGUACGAGGCCAAUGUGUGAUCAAUGACUCUCUCGGUUUUGCCCCUUUGUCAAGCACAGGUCAUAUUACAUCACUGUUACAUUAGAACCAUGUAUCUCCAAAAGUGGUAAUUUUACACCAUACUAGCAGACAAAUCCUUUAUUGGUUGAAAAAACAAACAAUAAAAAAAAAAAAACUGCUGAGCUAAUUAAAGCUUGACAUUUUGGAGAUACAUGUUUUUUUUUUGCAGGACAAUAAUGAUUUGAGAAUUAGUGGUGCUUUUAGCCUUGACAGAAAAAAAUUACCUUUGUGGUUACAGAUGUGACCAGACAAAGACAAAUAAGACAAAGAAGAAGUGAGAAAUCACCUGCAAUUAAUAAAAAAAGUGCAAUUAUAGUGCUGCAAAAACAAUGUAACGAAGAAUGAUUGUAGACAAUUAUUAGUGUAAUGAUAAACAACUGGUUAUUUAUUAAUCUAUGCAGUUUAUUCUGUAAAUUUGUAUUCACUCAUACUACAGAAUGCUGUACAGUUAACUGUAAUGAAAACUGCCUUGUAAAUAGUAUAUUUGAGGAAAAAAAAAACCACAUGUUGAUGAGAAAGACUUGCCACCUUUUUCAUUAUAUCAGUAGCAUUAUGGUCAAAAUGAAAGAUCUGCAUUUGUUACCACUCUACAGAGAAUUAAUGGAACUGAUGCGGUUCAUUCAAAAGCAGUAGUUUUUAGUGGAACCAGGGCUCCAUCUGCUGGUUGAUAAUGGUAGUCAUCUAUGCUGAUGGGAUAUUUUUUACAAUAUGCUGCAUGUUCAGUACAGAAUAUCUUCAAUCCUCAUAUUAGUAACAAAUUUUGAAUUGUUAUUAUAGUCUGUCUUUGUUUUUUUAUCUUGAUUAUUCCAGAAGUGGAAACGUUUUGUAUCAUCUCUAAAAGCAUGAAACUGGUAAACUGAAGAAACAAGUCUUGAGAGGCACGUGGAUGCUGCAUGUGAACUAGAACUAGAUAGGCUAGAGGCAGCUGUUUAUAUAUGAUGCAACAAAAAAAAAAUUAGCUUUUGCACAAUAAAGUAAAAAUAAAGAGUAAAGGAAGAAAGUACUGUAUAAAGAUGAUUCACCUUGAUCAGCUCAUGUGGCCAGUAGAGGGCACAGUUCUGCCUUGUUUCAUGUGUAGUGCCUUCCUUACACAUUGGGGAAAAUAACACAUUUUUCACCUAUUUAUAGUGGCAUCUUGACGUGCAUAUAGCUUUCAUUUUGUAUGUCCAGGGUUUGUGGUGCACACAGCAGUAAAAUAACAUCUGGAAAAUUCAACAGCAACAUCUCUUUCAACAAGCAGCACCUCUGCCACGUGGGAGGAUUCAAAUACUUCACUGUGAACAACUUUCACAGGAACUUUUUUGAACAAAAGAAAUAGUCUUUAUUAAAACUUUUGUUCGUGUGUUCUGUGGAUUAUCCUGAAUAACAAGAGCACUGUUUAUGGAUGUAUUUUUUAAAAUCAAUGCUUUCAGUGGCUAGAACAAAAUUCUGUACAUCUCUGUUCUACUGCAAUGGAGGCAGAGAUCUGGACAAAUUAAAAGUAAAACUACACAAAUUAAAACAAAACAGAAAUAAUUAGGGUUAUUAAAACUUUUAAGAUUUUAGAGGAAAUUGUAGUGACUGUGUCUAAAUGCGGCAUCUGCCAUAGAACGAAAUGUGUCAUUGAUUAUUACAGAACAUACAGAGAGAUUCUACACAUUCACGGUUUUAUUGCCAACAGUCAUACAGAAUAAUGAUAAACCCAUACAACCAAAAGAUUAAAUCUGUAAACAUCA
Molecule: messenger RNA, 3599 nt
Organism: Seriola aureovittata
Lineage: Eukaryota; Metazoa; Chordata; Actinopteri; Carangiformes; Carangidae
Product: sphingosine 1-phosphate receptor 3
Exons: 2
Coding region: 446-1591 (381 amino acids)
Biological process (GO): G protein-coupled receptor signaling pathway
Cellular component (GO): membrane
Molecular function (GO): sphingosine-1-phosphate receptor activity
Source: RefSeq, a predicted model, not a curated record